This is a messenger RNA of Cylas formicarius (sweet potato weevil), 2563 nucleotides long. Its product is annotated as START domain-containing protein 10-like. Gene Ontology annotation, molecular function: lipid binding. Lineage: Eukaryota; Metazoa; Arthropoda; Insecta; Coleoptera; Brentidae. The record is from RefSeq and is a predicted model, not a curated record. Bases 247 to 1011 code for a protein of 254 amino acids. The transcript is spliced from 6 exons.
GACGUGCGGAAAAAAUGCGGGCCGUCAAAUAAACCGCAGCGUCUAAAUCUAAUGGAAAGUGAAACUUGCCGAAUUCUAAAAAUAAUGUUUUAGAUUGCCCGACGAAAGACGAUUAUUUUUCGUUAUCGAAACGGUGUGGGUUUUAGCGUUCAAUUAUUGUGCUAAAUGUUUGUUGGCGAGUGCGUGUUAUCCUCCGGACAAGAGUUGACACAGUGACACGGAUUCGCGCUUCGUGCUUGAGAGAGUAUGGAGGUUGGGGUGGUGAAGAUCGCGGAAGACAGCGACUUUGCCAUGCUGAAGAUGCUAGUGGACAAUCACGAUGGUUGGAAAUUGGAAUAUGACAACGCCAAAGACGGAACUAAGGUUUGGACCAAACUGACACCGAGUUGCAGCUUUAAAAUGGUCAAAAUCCACACAGUAUUUUACGGAAUCACAGCGGAAACACUAUUCGACGUUCUGCACGAUCCGGAUUACAGAAAGGAAUGGGACGAGCAUAUGCUGAUCUCAACGGAAAUAGGCUACCUCAAUCCCAACAACGACGUAGGAUAUUAUGCCUUAUCAUGUCCAACACCAGUGAAAAACAGGGACUUCGUAUUGCAGCGGUCGUGGCUCGAUUUACCAAACGAAAAACUCAUCAUAAAUCACUCAGUGGGUCACAAAGACUAUGAGCCUCGGAAAGGUUUUAUCAGAGCGAUAUCCCACUUAACUGGUUUUUGCAUACGCCGGUUGCCCAAUGGAUGCUUUCUAGGAUACAUAUCGCAAACUGAUCCCAGGGGCAAAUUACCACCGUGGCUCGUAAACAAGAUAUCCCAGAAGUUCGCGCCCAGAGUGGUAAAACAAUUGAGAAAGGCUGCGGAAGGUUACGAAGAUUGGAAAGCUAGACAGCGCGAUCCCAGAUGUAAGCCCUGGAUCUACCCAGAGCUGACCCUGGAGUCGCCCAGGAUCAGUAUACACGACUGCGUCUAUGUUACCAGCUCAGCCGUUGAAGUCGAUGAAGACGACGAAAACUGAACCAAAGUUCAGUAACAGUUGAAAACCUUGUACAUUUUCUAUGAGGUUAAAUACAUAAAAAAAACUAACGCACCUGUUUUAAAAAUGGGUACGUAUUUUUUAGCUAGGUAAUAGGAGAAAUGCGAAUAUGAUUUGCAAAUUGAAAACGGCCAAUAAUGCAAAAAUGUUUUUCAAAAGGAUAAUAAAAUUAAAAUAAAACGAAUUAUAUAUGAGAAUCUAGAAUCCUCAUGUGCAUUUUUGUGAUAAUUAAGUGCAAAGGUUUAAGAGAAUUUAUUAAUAAUUGUUGACCCUAGAUUCUGCUAUUAAAAAUAUGUCUGUCAUCUUUGAAACUGACUUAAUUUUUCAGCACCUAUGAAUAUUGGGCAUCUUACUAAAAAUGUAAAUUACCCUUUUUGUUGUCUUAAUUGGAAAACUAACCACCGAUCAUUGCCUUCGGAAUUGGAUAGUUUUUUUCUGAAAUUUUGUCAAAUGUUUUUGCACCCUCGAAAAUAUCCAAACAUUCCAAAUUUUAUCUAUUUUUAAUUUAAUUUUUACUGAAUUAUCCUGUUGGUAGUGGAAUAAAAAUAAUUCGCCUUUGAUCGAUGAAGCGUCUUACCCAGUUUUAUGAAUUUUUUUAUAUCGUAACAAUUAUUCACAAGAAUCUAAAGCCGUCAAUUUGUUUUACCCGGCCAAAAACUUGUUCGUUCUAGGAAUUGCUACAAUUUAGAGUUGAAAACUUCAAUUAACAGUGAUGUAGUGAAUCAGAUUUCUGAAUCGUAUUGCACAAUAACAAAUGGAAGUCUUCCUAUCAAGAACAAAACGUUAUAGUAUUUAAUGUACAUCAGUUUGGAAAUAAAAUUAAUGAAAUUUUAGAUCAUAUUUAAAGUGCACUUUAUACGGGAAGCAUUGAAAAAUUCAAUUGUGAAUUUUUUUUAAAAAUUUUGUUGGGAAAACAUCUUAUUUGGUGUUGCGAUUUUUGAAAAAACUAGUUUUUCCAUCAUCAUACAAAAAUGUGUGUACCGGUAGAAUAGUGCACCGAAUUUAAAAGCCUUGCACUAAGCACAAAGAAGUUAAUCUUUUAACUGCGCUCAUAUAUCAAUUAUUUUUGAAGCAGUACAUAGCAAAAAUCUAUUUUUUUUUUGUUGACUGGUUAGAGUGCAAAAACUUUGUCAAAGUUACAUGUUUCUAAAACUGUGCUUCACUACCACACUAUUUAACUCCUUUAUAUACAUAAAUAUUAAGGCAUACCUACUACCUAGUCUUUCAUUGACUCUUUCUAUUGAACUGUAGUUUUAAAAUUUUUAAUAUAUUUGAAUUCGUAACAUACCAUGUACCACGUUACUAGUAUAAAUUAUAGCUUUGUGAUGAGGCAUUAUUGCUCACUCUUCGUGCCCGGCGACAAAUCUAACAGAGAAUAGUUUUCUCCAUGGGGAUUUAUCAAAAUACCUACUCUAGGUAUUAAAACAAACUGCUGUGAUGUUAUUAAAAGAUAAGCUAUGUUAUAUCAAUGAAUUCCUAUUGACCUAUUGUUAAUAAAUUGAUCAUCAAAAGAUUAAAGUUGAAGUUGAGUCAA